This is a messenger RNA of Penaeus chinensis, 630 nucleotides long. RefSeq lists its product as uncharacterized. The record is from RefSeq and is a predicted model, not a curated record. Lineage: Eukaryota; Metazoa; Arthropoda; Malacostraca; Decapoda; Penaeidae. The transcript has 2 exons. The coding region runs from base 28 to 462 and encodes 144 amino acids.
UGCACGUCGCUCCACCACAACUGCAACAUGGUCUUUAAGGUCCUCUUGGUCGCAGCCGCCGUGCUCUGCCUCGGCCGGGCGGCCCCGCAGAGGCAACAAGUCCUGGGCGUCCUGCAGCCCCAGGGUUCUCGCGAUCUGGGCGAAUACGAGAACAUCGCCGCAGCCACCAUCGACGUGUUGCCAGAAAUCGUUAAGGUCUUCAGCAAGGUCGCGGAGGCCCGGGGCAAGACUAAUGAACCCCAGACCAUCCAACGCCUCAUGUUGGACUUCAUGCCUGUCACACGGAAGGUCAUAGAGGCCACGGAGAAGGCGGAGGGCAGAAAGAUCCCGAAGGACACGUACCACCGCUUCAACGCCGCCGAGAGGGUCAUGCCGCACGUGGUCACCUUCAUGGAUCAGUUCAUGAACAUGGACUUCUUCGGACUCUCCACCACCACGAGGAGACCCACGCAACGUCUGUAGUGAAGCCAUUCGCUCGCCUUCGAAUAAGCUCAUCGUCCCCUGACUUUCACCUUUUCCUUGUGUUAGAUCCAUAAUUUCUCGUAAAUAAACGGUUUCUCAUCUUAAAGCUGUCAGUCCGAUCUUUACGAAAUUGUACACUAUACAAGUAAAAUAUAUAAACACCAUAAA